Messenger RNA from Myodes glareolus (Bank vole), 884 nucleotides. Lineage: Eukaryota; Metazoa; Chordata; Mammalia; Rodentia; Cricetidae. The record is from RefSeq and is a predicted model, not a curated record.
GCCAGGGAAGCAGUCUGCUGUUCACUCCACAGCAGGCCAGCCUAAUCAGAAGGCAGAGCCAGGGUAGAGUUUGAUCCCUGUUCAGGCAUAUUCACCAGGGCUAUACCCUAUAUCCUUCCAUGGCCCUGACGAAGAAACUUAAGUGUUUCUGGACACUAGGCCUAUGUUUGGUAGCCAGCAAACUUUCCAAGACACUGGCCAAAGUUCCCAAACUGCCAACUAUCUAUGACCCGGGAUUUAUACAAGAAUGUAUCGACAGCCAUAAUGAAAUGCGAGACAAGGUGAAGCCCUCGGCAGCCAAUAUGCAUUACCUGGAUUGGGACAAGGCAUUAGCAAAAGUGGCCAAAUCGUGGACCAGGAAGUGCAAAUUUUCACAUAAUCCCUGUACUAAAAAACGAUAUGCCUGCACAAAGCGUUAUGACUUUCUUGGAGAAAAUAUGUAUCUGGGUGAAAGAAAGAGUACACCAAAGCAAAUUAUUUCUCGUUGGUAUAAUGAAAGUGAGCAUUAUAAUUUUGAGAAUAGGACUUGCUCCAAAACUUGUGGCCAUUAUACACAGGUCGUUUGGGCCAAUUCACUUAAAGUUGGAUGUGCAGUUGCAGAUUGUCCUCGUAUCUUGGGAAGAUCAGCUGCACUGUUUGUAUGUAAUUAUGCACCAGCCGGAAAUGUGAAUAACGCCAGUCCUUACAUAAAAGGAGAAUCUUGCUCCAUUUGUGAAACAAAUGUCUGCAUCAGUAAUCUCUGCCGUCACGUGACUGGGAGAGCAACUCAGCAGACAGCAUGCCAUCUUCUCACGCUAGGUUUUAUUUUUUAUAGACUACUUUAAUUGUUAUUUCUAUUCAGAAGAAAUUCCUAAAUGCUAUAAUAAAGACUAUUUUCUGAGUAA